UUCACUAUACUAGCAAUCAUUAGUUAAGCUCAAAAAUAUGGUGAAAUCCAAGAUCAUUGGAAAGUUAUUGAAGGCUCAAUAUCUUCAUCAAUUGAUUCUCAAUUCCAAAAGGAGGUCAAAUAAUAAUCAGUUUUCCAACGAAACGCCACGUGGCAAGACAUUAUUGGUGCCAAAUGAUGUGAAAGAAGGACAUUUUGCUGUUUUUUCAGUGAAUCCUGAAGAGGAACCCCAAAGGUUUGUGGUGGAAUUGCAUUGGCUAAAUCAUCCAUCUUUCUUGAAAUUAUUGAAAAAGGCUGAAGAUGAAUAUGGAUUUAGACAAACAGGUGUUCUUGAAUUCCCUUGUCGUGAUGAGGAAUUGGAGAAGGUUCUUGCUGUUGGAUGUUUGAACAAAGUCUCACGUUGAUAAUAAUCAAAAAGAUUUAUUAAGAAGCUGCGUACACAUAUUAUAAGAUGUAAGGUCUUUUGAGAGAAAUCGUACGAACUUGUCACUAGUGCUUUUGCAGUUUAACUAAGUUAUAAUCAACAAGUUGCUACAAAGAUAUCAAAGUGAUGCAAUAGUACUAUUUCCUUCGUUUCAUUUUAUGUGUUUUAGUUUGAUCAGUUACGAAGU
Messenger RNA from Solanum dulcamara, 610 nucleotides. Its product is annotated as auxin-responsive protein SAUR71-like. NCBI's taxonomy places the organism in Eukaryota, Viridiplantae, Streptophyta, Magnoliopsida, Solanales, Solanaceae. The coding region runs from base 38 to 403 and encodes 121 amino acids. The transcript has a single exon. The record is from RefSeq and is a predicted model, not a curated record. Gene Ontology annotation, biological process: response to auxin.